AUUGUAACAAAGUGGAAGCAAUUGGGAACAACAGCAACUCAGCCACGAAGUGGUAGGCCACGUAAAAUGACAAAGUGGGGUCAGGGCAUGUUGAAGUGCACAGUGCGCAGAAGUCACCAACUGUCUAAAGAGACUGUCUAAAGAGACAGACUAAAGACCUUCAAAACUUCAUGUGGCCUUCAGAGAGCUUCAUGGAAUGGGUUUUCAUGGCCGAGCAGCUGCAUCCAAGCCUUACAACACCAAAUGCAAUGCAAAGCGUUGGAUGCAGUGGUGUAAAGCACACUGCCACUGGACUC
Staurois parvus is the source of this 296-nucleotide messenger RNA. NCBI's taxonomy places the organism in Eukaryota, Metazoa, Chordata, Amphibia, Anura, Ranidae. The record is from the annotation of a GenBank genome assembly.